AAAUUAGCUCCAACUCCUUCAGUUCUGGAAAAUAUGUCACUGUAUGCUUUUUUUCUGCACUUUAUAAUGGGAAGGCAGAGACCUACAACUGACACGAUGGAUGAGUGACGUAAAUGACCUCCUGAGGGUACCAUAGGCUCUUAGCUGUGUCCAUAAUGUGUGAUCAAGUAGAACCAGUUGGAGAAGGAGAGAUAAGAAAUAACAACCAACAGGGUGCCGGUGAUGCAAACGCCAACAGUGUUCAGACAGAGGAUGGUGGGAGAACUGGACAUACUGGCUCACAAUUGGGUAUUAUGUCUGAGAGAGCAGAGCAAGACAAAGUCAUCAUCUGGGGAACAGACUCUCAGUGUGAUGACCCUGAGCUGGCUGAGUUUGAGAUGUUGGAGUGUCAGGAGCUGGAGGCUUAUCUGGUGGAGGAUGAGGAAGAUUUUGUAGGGCUUGCAGAGAAGAGCAAGUGUCAAGAAGAGCCCUCAUCAACCAGUAAAGCCACAGAAAUGCAGGCAGAAGAAACUAAUAAAAAAGGAGCAGAGUCUGUUGUGGAUGUUGCCUGUGACCAGGAAUCAUCUGUGUCUCAUGUCUCUGAUACUGAAGUCUUUGUGAGCUGUCUGUCCACCACUGCUGCUCUGACCACAGACUCCUGGCACAUUGCCCCUGGUUCCCAUGUUACCCUUUCAGAGGAUCUAACCGUGGCCUCCCAAAUUUGCAGCACUGUCUCUGAGCAAGACAAAACCGUUCAAAAAGCCAAUCCUUCCUUCCCAGCUAGAAAAAACUCAACGCAAGAUUUAGACAUGAAUUUAAAUGCAGCACUUUGUUCAGAGAUUAUUACACCACAACAAGAGCAGCAGGGUGUUUUGAGCAAGGAUGCAAGCAAUGGACAGGAACAAGAUAAUGAGGCAGGAAAAUCCAUUUCAAGAAAAGAUAGUGAUGAUACCGACACCAAGGUUUUGUUCUGCAAAGAAAGCAACAAUACAAUGGAUAAAAGCACACAAGCCAGCGAAAUGCCUGAGUGGAUAAAACCACUUAAAAGUAGUGCAAAUAGGACUGAGCCAUCAUUUGAACACAAAGCAAUAAGAAAACAAGGCUCAUUUGAUAGCAGUCCAAAGAAACAAAACUCUUUUGACAGGAAUUUUAGAAAGCAGCCGUCCUUUGAGAAUUCUUUUAAGAAGCAGCUUUCUUUUGAGAACAGCCUGAAAAGGCAGGGCUCCUUCGAGAACAGCACAAACGUCUCAUCUCAGGAGCGUAGGAAAACCUGGGGGAGCCCUGGUCGAUCAGCAACAACAACAUCCCCCAAAACUUCACCCAAGAGACAGCCGCCUGGUUCUCCCGCUAAAGCCCAGGGCACAAGGGCUUUGAGUUUGGAAAGAAAUGCCGCUUUUCAAAAAAAUGCCAAUCUAAUAAUCAGACCUCCCAAUAAGACAAACAUAAGCAGUGGAAUUCCCAAACCGAUUGCCCCCCAACAAAAAGAAACUGAGGUCAGGAUUUCCUCACUACAACAGAGGCCGAAAAAUGUGAGACCGAAAAUCAUUACGUACGUUCGAAAAAACACACCAGUAAAACCACAAGACAACGACACCCAGGCUGAAGAUUCGACGAAGCCACUGCAACAAUCGACCUCUACACUUACCCAGAGGGAUUCAAAGGGUGUUCCUCAGUCCAGAUCCACUCCGGUGCUCAGCUCCUCCAAUGUGCUGUUCGACAAAUAUCGACAGGAGUUGCAGAAGGCAGGGUGCUAUCCACAGACUGGCAUAAAACUGUCCAGUGCCACUGCCCCUCAGAGGGUUAGUGGGAAGUCAGAGAGCUUUCAUGAAGAGAUGUCAAAGAAAUACCUCCAAGAGAACCCUUAUCAAGAUGGCGGAAGCAUCUAUCGUUCACCCAGAACUGUUAGGCCUCAACUGGGUUUAGGGGCGGUUACCAGGCAACCUGCAGCCAGGACAAGAGUGGAGCAGAUGGGUCAAAGGUCAGCUUCAUCUUCAUGCCACGCAGCCAGAGUGUCAUCGCCAGGUGUCCAGAAUCAGGCAGAGACCACACCUAAAAGUCUCCAGCUGAAGUCGGGCCAGUCCGGUCUCCGUCCUCCAGGCUUUUCCAGCCUCCCACCUGCAAGACUAGCUGCUUUAGGUGUGAUACGGACGUCCAGCGUCUCGUCUGUGUCCAGCAGCCAUUCCAAUGACAGCUCUCACAGCGAUCCUGGUCAACCCUCUAACUUUCCCAGUGCUGGCAGUGAUGAAACACUUCCACAUAAAUCCGUCACACUUCUUAGUGGAUCUUCCCAUCCUCAGGGUCUGGUGAAGACCCCCAACACCUUGUUUGCUGGCAGUGAUGAAACACUUCCACAUAAAUCUGUCACACUUCUUAGUGGAUCUUCCCAUCCUCAGGGUCUGGUGAAGACCCCCAACACCAUGAGCAUGCAACGUCGUAACGUGUCACCGCAGCACAGCUCCCACUCUGUGUCGAGGACAGAGCUGCAUAAGGACACUGAAGCUGGACUCUCGCCGAGAUCUUCCCCUAAAAGGUGUGCUGUGGUUCCACCAAAGCCACAGUCCCCAGCUCGCAGUCGAGCGGCAGCGGUUCAUGGUUCUCCUCGGACAGGAAGGCCACAGGAGCUGGACCGGGCUCUGAUCAAGCAGCUGCAGGAGCGAUGUGAGCAGCAGGCCCUGCAGCUACAGACCCUUCAGGCUCAGUUGAAGAAGGCCUCCUUGUGUCUAGAUGCUUUCAGUAUCGCCACUCUGCACUUUUGCAACAAGAAUGAGAGCGCCAUAGUAAAAGAGAGGGAACUAUCCCUUGAGCUCGCCAGAAUCAGGGAUGAAGUGGCUGUUAGUGUUGCGCACUGGGAGCAGCUGCAGCAGGAGAAGGGGGACCAGGAGCGUCGCUUUGAGGCAGAGCUGCAGGGACUGCGGGCUCAGCAGCAGAGAGAUCUGGGAGCGCUGGAGGAGAGGCUGAAGGCUCAGCACAUUGAAAAAACAGAAAGCCUGCAGGCCCAUCAAAGAGCUGAGCUUGAGGAGCUACGCUCCAGACAUCAAGAGCAGCUUGAGGAGAUGACUGACAACCAUGAGGCCUCCUUGAUGGAGAUGGAGACCACCCAUAAUAACACACUGGACACUCUACAGGAGGAGCAUGCAAGAACAGUAAAGAAUCUGAAGAUGGCUCAUGAACAGCAGAAGAAGUCUCUAGAGGAAGAAUUUGAGAAGAUCAGACUUUCACUCCAGGACCAGGUAGACACUCUGACAUUUCAGAAUCGCAGCCUCAGAGAUCGAGCAAAGAGGUUUGAAGAAGCUCUGCGUAGGAGCACAGAUGAGCAAAUAGUUGAUGCUUUGGCUCCAUAUAAACAUAUUGAGGAGGACCUGAAGAGUCUAAAAGAAGUUCUAGAGAUGAAAAAUCAACAAAUUCAUCAACAAGAGCUGAAGAUCUCAGAACUGGAGAAAAUAGCUGAAAAGAAUGUGUACCUGGAGGAGAAACUACAAGUGUUGCAGCAGCAGAAUGAAGACCUGAGGGAGCAGAUACACAAGAAUCUAGCCGUGUCCAGACAACUCUCUGAAGAGAAUGCCAACCUGCAGGUGCAUGUGGAGAUGGAAAGCAAAGAGAAGAAGCGUUUGAGUCGCACCAACGAGGAACUGCUGUGGCGUCUGCAGACAGGCGAGCUGAGUCCACACAUGACCCCCAGCUCCUCCCCCAUCCACCGGCCAGCCUCUGGACCAGGCUCACCGGCCCGUCCACACUCCUACCAUCAGUGACUGUUUGUACCAAACACAUUAUUUUAUUUAACUCUGAAAAAAGUUCCUCUGUUUUAAAGGAAUGCUAUACAAUUGGUUAUAUGUUGUUUGUUGGGAAAAUGUCAUUCUUCCCCAUGAAUUAUUAACAGUCCACUGAAUGUUUUUUUUUCAUUGACCUCAUGAAUUGUACUGAUGAGCAAAUCCUUAUCAUCUUUUUUUUCCAGCUGAUGAAAGUUCAGAGCAGUGCCUCAUUAACAUAGUUAUACCUUCAUCUACAUUUUUACCUUUCCUUUCCAGCUCUCAGGUUGAUGGAUAAACAAGACAGUGUAAGCCCUCGAAGCUCAAUGACAAAAUCAAAAAGCGCCUUUUGUCAUCCAUUUCCUCCCACCAGCAAGCUCCACCUGGGGCUCAGCAGUAUUAUGAGAAAAAUCUACCUACACCUCUCAUACUACAGAUCAACAUUUGUACGUUGAAGCAUCUCAUGCCCCAUGCGUAUGGAUCAUAACAAGCCAUCUAACCUUUAAACAAAUGAAACCACUUAACUGCCAACGCCAUGUAAGUAUAUUAUCAGUUAUUACACGUGUAGACUGUAGAUGUAUGACUAGCUUUACAGCAUGAGUUAUCUUCCAGUUAGAGAUGAUUUAAUGUGUGAAAAUUGAUGAGUCGAAAAGAAAAGCAGCACAUGAUAUAGCUGGGAAACACAAACCAUCACCUUCAGCUGAAUGGAAGAAAAAAUGGUUCAAAACCACCAAAGAUGAAAUCAUUAAACUGUUACACACUUCAUCGGAUAAAGGUUUGGAGUUUAAUGCAGCCCACUCAGGCUUUAGACAGAACUAAAUACGCAUUUCUUUCAAAGUUCGAAGAAAUGGUUAUAUAAAUGUUUAUUAAUGUUUUAAACUUUUUUUACAUGUGGAUUUUAUUUAUAUAGAAACUGCUGAAAAAUGAAACCGGCAGGUGUUCAGCUUUUUUGAGAAGAAAA
Cyprinodon variegatus (sheepshead minnow) is the source of this 4686-nucleotide messenger RNA. It is a transcript of the gene mtus2b, whose product is annotated as microtubule-associated tumor suppressor candidate 2-like. The transcript has 15 exons. Gene Ontology annotation, cellular component: nucleus; cytoplasm. The record is from RefSeq and is a predicted model, not a curated record. Gene Ontology annotation, molecular function: microtubule binding. Bases 156 to 3728 code for a protein of 1190 amino acids. Lineage: Eukaryota; Metazoa; Chordata; Actinopteri; Cyprinodontiformes; Cyprinodontidae.